UGAGGAAGUAGAUAACGUCCUCGGCCAUAGAGUGACGAUAGAACAUCAGUACUUAUUUUAAAAUGGUUAGCUACGUUAGAGGUCCUUCCUACAAGUCCGUUAAGGCUUUCAACAAGAUCAGCGCUCUUAGAGCUUACUCCCCAUUCUUGGCUGUUUGGGGUGCUGCUGCCGGUAUUGCCGUUUUGACUUUCGGCGAACACGUCCCACUUAUUAGAAACACCUUCUUGAGGCACAUUCCAGUCGUCGGUGACCACUACGUCUACAACCCAGAUCCAGAAGACAUCCCAGUGUAAGUGGCUUCUAGGGCUUAUAUGUUCACAUAUGCAGCAUGUCGUUUAAAACUGUAUUUAUUUCUCGUCCCCUUUAAC
Messenger RNA from Babjeviella inositovora NRRL Y-12698, 368 nucleotides. Its product is annotated as ubiquinol--cytochrome-c reductase subunit 10. The transcript has 2 exons. Gene Ontology annotation, biological process: mitochondrial electron transport, ubiquinol to cytochrome c. The record is from RefSeq and is a predicted model, not a curated record. The coding region runs from base 63 to 293 and encodes 76 amino acids. Lineage: Eukaryota; Fungi; Ascomycota; Pichiomycetes; Serinales.